AUGGGAGAGAACUUUGAGGCAAGUCGCAUUCGCGUAGGCAUCUUGGGCGCCGGUAUCGCCGGCUGCUGCCUAGCUGUUGGUCUUCUCCAAAAGCCACUCUUGGACGUUCAGCUGUUUGAGAGAUAUUCAGACAUCCGAGUCCGCUGGUCCGGUCUUGCACCACAUGGAAACGCCAUCAGAGCCAUGGAUUUGAUCUCGCCCAAGAUCAAGCGGGCUUAUUUCAAGGAAUCACACUUCAUGGCUGGUGACGAGGACACGGAAAUGGCAAUACAGUUCAAAUUAGCCAGUGGUGAAUACGCUGGAGUACUUGAAGAAGACGUGGUUCCGCAUCAGCGCGUUCACUUCAGCAAGCGAGUCGCUAAAAUGGAGGAAGACCCUUUUGCACGGAAAAUCAUCGUUGCAUUCGAAUAUGGCACUCAAGAUGUGUUUGAUAUUGUUUUCGGUGCAGAAGGUGUCAACAGCCCGACGAGAAAGUUUAUUCUUGGGCCUGAUCAUCUAAGCGCAGCUUCAGUCAAUCACGACCAAUGGCGCCAGUUCCACACCACCGUCCCCAUGUCUGAAGCCAAAAUGGUCGUCCCUGUAGAGUCGGUCAACACAGUCAUUACGUACUGUACACCUUACGGGUUCAUCAACGCAAUCCCGCUUGACCUUGGCCAGACGUUCAGCGACUGGACUCUUCAAGACCAUGACCACGCGCCCUCCUACUAUAGAGGAAGGGUAGCCAUGGUCGAUGAUGCCGCCCACGGGACGCUUCCUCACUCUGGCAACGGCGCUGCACAAGCAAUUGAGGAUUGCUCGGUGCUCACCGGUAUAUUCUUGCGCUUGACAUCCCUGGACGAGGUUGAAGCCGUUUUCAAAGCCUAUGACCAAGUGCGAAUUCCCAGGAGUCAAAAGAUUGUAGAGAUUACGCGAAGUUACGGGCGACUUUAUAGCCGCGAUCCUCACGAAAUUGUCUUGGAUGAGAUGAAGGCCAAGAUGAGGGAAGGUGGGAUGUACAUCAACGGUGUGGACAUGGAGGCUCAAAUAGAGAGUGCUGUCGAUGCCUUUGAGAGAUUCAAAGUAAUUUAA
Messenger RNA from Colletotrichum acutatum, 1068 nucleotides. RefSeq lists its product as uncharacterized. The transcript is spliced from 3 exons. The record is from RefSeq and is a predicted model, not a curated record. Gene Ontology annotation, biological process: secondary metabolite biosynthetic process. Gene Ontology annotation, molecular function: FAD binding. Bases 1 to 1068 code for a protein of 355 amino acids. Lineage: Eukaryota; Fungi; Ascomycota; Sordariomycetes; Glomerellales; Glomerellaceae.